Molecule: messenger RNA, 1764 nt
Organism: Bipolaris zeicola 26-R-13
Lineage: Eukaryota; Fungi; Ascomycota; Dothideomycetes; Pleosporales; Pleosporaceae
Exons: 5
Coding region: 1-1764 (587 amino acids)
Biological process (GO): transmembrane transport
Cellular component (GO): membrane
Molecular function (GO): transmembrane transporter activity
Source: RefSeq, a predicted model, not a curated record
AUGGACGUCAACCAUCCCGAGAAUAAACAAGUUCACGUCGCUGGCGACGACAAAUUCCCGGUCGACACGUCGAUUCCCGAGCGCAAGACUGGAAAUUCCAGUGAAGAUGAAAAAAUCGUUACGACCAAAUCCCACCCUCAGGUUGAAAUUCCCAUUUACAAUGACGUCGAGCGUGUCGAUCAAACCGAUCUAUCCUUUGCUGCAAUUCUCAAAGGCACUGCCGCAAACCCGCUCAACGUAUUCGAAAAGAAGGCAGCACUCAUCAAUGUCGAAAUAGACAAAUUCGGGAUGGGCAGAUACCAAAUAUGCAUCUGGUUUCUCUGCGGUUUCGGUUACUUCCUUGAUCUUGCUUGGGCCCAAGGCGUUGGUUUGAUCGUCACUUCCAUUUACCAAGAAAUGGAUGUUCCUGCCCCAGAGCAAGGAAACAUAUUUUCCAUUGCAAAUGCGGGAUUGGCUAUCGGAGCACUCUUCUUCGGCCUUGCUGUAGAUGUUAUUGGCCGCAAAUGGGCUUUCAACUUGACUUGUCUGAUUACUUCAAUCUUCGGACUCUUGUUGGCUGCUCCUAAAUUCAACUAUAGUGCGAUAUGUGCUAUUUACUUCCUCGCAUCGCUGGGCUUAGGAGGCAACAUUCCCAUCGAUGCCACCAUUGCCCUUGAAUUUCUGCCACAUAACCGCCGCUUUCUCGUUGCACUUCUAUCCAUGUGGCAGCCUAUUGGAGUCGCCAUUGCAUCCGUUAUCGCCUAUGGUACGACAGCAAAGUGGCGCUGCGACCCUAACCUGCCGUCUUGCGUGAGCGCUGGUGACGGCGAAGCUUGCUGUACAGUCGACGACAACAUGGGUUGGCGCUACAACGUCAUUGUUCUCGGCUCGAUGACAUUAGCGGUAUUUUUCCUUCGUUUCUUCGUCUUCCGUUUUCACGAAUCGCCCAAGUUUUUGCUUGCUAGGGGCAAAGAGGCUGAAGCCAUUGAUGUUCUCCAUAAAAUCGCCAAGUUCAAUAAGCAGCCACCACCAACCCUGACGGUGGACAUGUUUGCUGCUAUUGAUGACGCAGCUACUAAUGCAACAUCUGGUGCACAUGUUAGGACAGAAGCACCUGCAGGCACUAAAGCGACAACCAAGAAGGUUAUUCAAGGCUUUGGCAAGGAAUUGAAGCGUCUCAAGGGCAUCUUCGAUAAUAAGUUGUCUGCCUACAUCUUCAUUUUGCUCGCAUUCACCUACAUGGGAGACUACUGGUCGUUCAAUCUGGCAGGAGCUUUCCUUCCCAUCAUCCUCUACAACAACAAUGUCUCGGACGGUAGAUCAAGCGUGAGCGACACUUACGAACAGUACAUGAUCAUCUACUUCCCUGGCAUCAUCGGUGCAGUCCUUGCGCUAUUCUCCGUCCAGAUGCCAUUGCUAGGUCGGAAAUGGUCGCUCGUCUUUUCUGCUCUAUGCCAAGGAGUCUCUAUGGCGAUGUACACGCAAGUCUCUUCGACAGCAGCAUACGUUGGCCUCAAUGCUCUCGAGUACAUUAUGCAAACGUAUUUCAACGCUGUUCUGUAUGCGUCUGCCCCAGAACUCUUCGAUACCACCUACCGAGGAAGUGUCAGUGGUAUUCUGUCGUGUCUGGGUCGCAUAGCUGGAAUCGUCGCACCGUAUGCCGGUGCACAGUUUCUUGCAGAAAAAAGCGCUGGUAUCCUUUGGCUAGGUGCUGGUGGUAUCUGGCUCUCUGCACUCUUGAUGUGCUUCCUGCCAGUAGAGAUGAGGAACAGGCAGAUGUUCUAG